Messenger RNA from Corvus hawaiiensis (hawaiian crow), 5248 nucleotides. RefSeq names its product trichohyalin (gene TCHH). The coding region runs from base 99 to 4697 and encodes 1532 amino acids. The record is from RefSeq and is a predicted model, not a curated record. Gene Ontology annotation, molecular function: transition metal ion binding; calcium ion binding. Gene Ontology annotation, cellular component: cytoplasm. The transcript is spliced from 6 exons. Gene Ontology annotation, biological process: regulation of phosphatidylinositol 3-kinase/protein kinase B signal transduction; positive regulation of cell cycle G1/S phase transition; cellular response to cytokine stimulus. NCBI's taxonomy places the organism in Eukaryota, Metazoa, Chordata, Aves, Passeriformes, Corvidae.
CUAUAAAAGCAGCCCGGUCCUCCCCUCGCUCCGCACAGCUUCCCAGGAAUCCCGCUCCAUCCCGCCGGUGACUUGGGCUCGCUCGCAUCUGCAGGAGGAUGUCCCCGUUCUUGGACAGCAUCGCCACCAUCGUCAGCGUCUUCCAGCAACACGCCCGGGGAGAUGGGGACGGCUCCGGCCUCAGCCGCGGGACGAUGAGGGAGCUCAUCCAGAGGGAGUUCGCAGAUGCCCUCGUGAAGCCACACGACCCUCAGACCAUCGAGAAGAUCCUGCAGUUCCUGGAGUGGGACGGGGACGGGGACAUCGAUUUUAACGAGUUCCUCCUCUUGGUGUUCCGGGUGGCCAAGUGCUGCUUCUGGUUCCUGCCGAGGGCACCGUUCCUGGUGCAGAGGACAAAGGUCCCGACUGGAGCAAAAUCCCUCCGGGAGCCAGAAAUCAGGAGCAGAGGGAACCACCGGCAGCUCCAGGAGGAGGAGGAACAAGAAACCCGGGAGAGGAAUCGUGACCGGCCCCGUCAAGUUGAGCUGCAACGAGACCCCAGGGUCGGGGAGAUGGAAAUCUCAAAGGGAACAAGGAGGGAUCAGCAGGAACGUCGCACACGGAGCAGGAGCGACGCGGAACCAAGCAGGGAGCCGGGGGAGCCGAUCCCUCAGGAAUACCAGGAACGGAGCCAAGAGCCGUGUGAGCAGCGGGAGAGCCGGAGAAGGCGGCAGCCCCCGGAGCCGGACAGACGAGGAGAGAGGAGAGAUCGGGAGGGGUUCCAGGAGGAAGAACCGGCAGACGUGAGGAUCGGCAGGCAACGCCGUGAACCCCAACCACGGCCGGACCGGUGGAGCCGCCAGGAUCUGGGGAGUGAUGAAAGAACCCAGCAGCCACGAGGAGCUGAUGGAGGAGGUGACAACCGGCCACGGGAACCCGAAUCGCUGCGGGAAGAGAGGAGCCGCCACCGCCGGCGUGAGCUGGAACAAAGAGAGCUGGAAGGGAGAAGCCGCCGGGCAGCUGAGCUGGAAUGUCCGGAGUCCAGGCGGCCACAUCAGACAUUCCUGGAGGAACCGUUAGAGAUCGACCUCGGGGAGUGUGAGAGAGCGGAGCCAGUGGAACGCGGCUACGGACAGAGAACAAAGCGGGAACGGGAGCUGGAAUCGGCGGAAAGGGAAAGGGAGAUCCAGGAGGAGCUGGAGAGGGAAGAAAGAGACGAUCCCAGAAGAAAAGGGAGAAUGAGAGAGAGGAGGGUGGAUCGGGAACAGGAGCUGGAGCUGGAGCUGGAGGGAUCUGAGCGCCGCGGCCACCGGACACAGGAAAUAGAGGAAGAGGAGGCCACCAUCAGCCAGAGAGAGACACGGGAGAGACGUGAGCGUGAAAUUCGUGAGGCUGAAGAUGAUGGAAGGAGAGAACGAGAAUCAGUGAGGUACGAAAGGAGAAGAGAGACCUCCGUGGCAGCUGCAGAAGCCGACGUCAAAGUGCGCCGUGAGAUCCGGGAACGGGAACCACGAGAGGAGCCGGGAAGGAGGGAACGACCCCGUGAGUGUGAAGAAGAAGCGGAACCAGAGAGGAGAAUUGUCCGUGGGAGAGAGAGGGAAGAGGCCGUGAGGGAGAGGAGAAUCCAUCGGGAUCGGGAGCUGGAGCUGGAGGGCUCUGAGCGCCGGACACGGGAAAGGGAGGAAGAAGUGGCCGCCAUCAGCCAGAGAGAGACACAGGAGAGACGUGAGCGUGAAAUUCGUGAGGCUGAAGCUGAUGGAAGGAGACAAAGAGAAACUCUGAGGUACGAAAGGGAGAGGGAGACCUCAGUGGCAGCUGCAGAAGCCGACGUCAAAGUGCGCCGUGAGAUCCGGGAACGGAAACCACAAGAGGAGCUGGGAAGGAGGGAACGACCCCGUGAGUGCGAAGAAGAAAGACCGACUUGCCCCAGAAGAGAGAGGGAAGAGGCCAUGAGAGAGAGGAGAAUCCAUCGAGAUCGGGAGCUGGAGCUGGAGGGCUCUGAGCGCCGGACACGGGAAAGGGAGGAACGAGAGGCUGUGAUCGACCAGAGAGAGACACGGGAGAGACGUGAGCGUGAAAUUCGUGAGGCUGAAGCUGAUGGAAGGAGACAAAGAGAAACUCUGAGGUACGAAAGGGAGAGGGAGACCUCCAUGGCAGCUGCAGAAGCCGACGUCAAAGUGCGCCGUGAGAUCCGGGAACCGCGAGAGGAGCUGGGAAGGAGGGAACGACCCCGUGAGUGUGAGGAGGAAGAGAGGAGGAUUUGCCCCAGAAGAGAGAGGGAAGAGGCCGUGAGGGAGAGGAGAAUCCAUCGGGAUCGGGAGCUGGAGCUGGAGGGCUCUGAGCUCCAGACACGGGAAAGGGAGGAACGAGAGGCUGUGAUCGACCAGAGAGAGACACAGGAGAGACGUGAGCGUGAAAUUCGUGAACUCGAAGAUGAUGGAAGGAGACAAAGAGAAACUCUGAGGUACGAAAGAGAGAGAGAGACCUCUGUGGCAGCUGCAGAAGCCGACAUCAAAGUGCGCCGUGAGAUCCGGGAACCGCGAGAGGAGCUGGGAAGGAGGGAACGACCCCGUGAGUGUGAGGAGGAAGAGAGGAGGAUUUGCCCCAGAAGAGAGAGGGAAGAGGCCGUGAGGGAGAGGAGAAUCCAUCGGGAACGGGAGCUGGAGCUGGAGGGCUCUGAGCGCCGGACACGGGAAAGGGAGGAAGAAGUGGCCGCCAUCAGCCAGAGAGAGACACGGGAGAGACGGGAGCGUGAAAUUCGUGAGGCUGAAGAUGAUGGAAGGAGAGAACGAGAAUCAGUGAGGUACGAAAGGAGAAGAGAGACCUCCGUGGCAGCUGCAGAAGCCGACGUCAAAGUGCGCCGUGAGAUCCGGGAACGAGGUGUGGAGCCAAGAAGAGAGCGACCCCGUGAGUGCGAAGAAGCAGAACCAGAGAGGAGAAUUGUCCGUGGGAGAGAGAGGGAAGAGGCCGUGAGAGAGAGGAGAAUCCAUCGGGAUCGGGAGCUGGAGCUGGAGGGCUCUGAGCGCCGGACACGGGAAAGGGAGGAACGAGAGGCUGUGAUCGACCAGAGAGAGACACGGGAGAGACGUGAGCGUGAAAUUCGUGAACUCGAAGAUGAUGGAAGGAGACAAAGAGAAACUCUGAGGUACGAAAGGAGAAGAGAGACCUCCGUGGCAGCUGCAGAAGCCGACGUCAAAGUGCGCCGUGAGAUCCGGGAACGGGAACCACGAGAGGAGCCGGGAAGGAGGGAACGACCCCGUGAGUGUGAAGAAGAAGCGGAACCAGAGAGGAGAAUUGUCCGUGGGAGAGAGAGGGAAGAGGCCGUGAGAGAGAGGAGAAUCCAUCGGGAUCGGGAGCUGGAGCUGGAGGGCUCUGAGCGCCGGACACGGGAAAGGGAGGAACGAGAGGCUGUGAUCGACCAGAGAGAGACACGGGAGAGACGUGAGCGUGAAAUUCGUGAGGCUGAAGCUGAUGCAAGGAGAGAACGAGAAUCAGUGAGGUACGAAAGGAGAAGAGAGACCUCCGUGGCAGCUGCAGAAGCCGACGUCAAAGUGCGCCGUGAGAUCCGGGAACGAGGUGAGGAGCCAAGAAGAGAGCGACCCCGUGAGUGCGAAGAAGCAGAACCAGAGAGGAGAAUUGUCCGUGGGAGAGAGAGGGAAGAGGCCGUGAGAGAGAGGAGAAUCCAUCGGGAUCGGGAGCUGGAGCUGGAGGGCUCUGAGCGCCGCAGCCGCCGGACACGGGAAAGAGAGGAAGAAGUGACCACCACUGACCAGAGAGAGACACGGGAGGAGAUCAGACUGGAGGUCCUGGAGGAGGAAGAAGAGGAAGAGGAGACGGAGCAGGGCCGGUGCCUGUACCAGACCCUGGACGUGGACACCGGAGAUCUCUGCCCGCCAGGACAGGAGGUGCCCGUCAGUGACCUCAGGGUCCGGUACAUCCCCGCUGACCCCGAUGUCCGGCCCGAGGUCCGGGUGCUGCCCGAUCCCGUUGAGCCCCAGACCGUCGCCUACUUGGUCCACGUGAUCCAGAACCUGGAUGACCCCAAGGCCACCACCUACGAGAUCGUGUGCCAGCAGCCCGGCCAGCGGGGCCGGCCCGUGCGCGUCAGGACCUGCUCCGUGUCCCCGCGGCCACCGAGUGACCGCAGGGGCCACCCCGAGCCGCCAGCCAGAGAAACGGGGAGGGCUGAGGCGCCACCUUCCAAAUCCCGGGAAAUCUCCGAGGAUCUGGAUGAGCCCCGGGAAAGAUCUGGAAAAGAGGUGAAGGACGGAGCUCUCCGGGAUCCCGCUGAGCCGGAGGCUGCGAAAGGCGAGCGGGUGAAAUCCAAGGAGAUCCGGAGGCGCCCCGAGAUCCCUGAGGAGCAGCAGGAUCAGCCCCAGGGAGAGGGAUCCCAGAAAACCCCGCGGGAGCCCGGAUCCGGCUGCCAGGGGAGAGAGCGGGAGGACGGCAAGGCCAAGAGCUGCCCCACGGCUCCGGAGCCUCAGGAAUCUCGGGAUCCGGAGCGGAGAGAUCCCGGAGAGAGCCGGGCCCACAGAGAGGGAAUCCAGGAGGAUCUGGAGGAUCCUGAUCUGGGAAAGAGCUGCCAGGAGGAAUCCAGGGAGAGGAGCCCCCAGGAAUCCGGUGAUUCCCAGGUUUCUUGGGAAGGUGGCACCAAGCAGGGCCAGGAUUCCUCGCAGGAGGCCCCGAAUCGCCCCAGGGAUGAAUCCAAGACAUCCUGAGGGGAAUCCACCUCUCCCUGGAGCCUCUCCAGGUCUUUUUGAGGGUCACUCCUGGCCCCCGUUCCCAGCUCGGGCCCAGGAGUGAUGGACUCAAAAGGAUUCCGGGGUGUCCAGUGGGGUUUGGGGCUUUUCCCUGGAAUUAUUCCUCAGCAGGAAGCGAGAUCCCCCUGGAUCUGGAAUUUCCGCCUCCCUGCCGGGUGCGUCCCUCGAUAUUUAAUCACUUUUUCUGCUCUAAUUGGAGUCCUUGGGUCCCUCUGUCCUCUUUUGUACCCUGGGCUGUCACUUCAGGUCCCCCCGGCCCCUGGGCUGGGGCUCCUCUCAGCUUCUGCCACGAAACUCAAAAAAAAUUCCUGAUUUUGGGGCCUGGAAAUCCUCGAGGUUGGGAAAAAACGCCACUUUUGUAGCCUUGAUUCCAGCAGAAUUCCAGCGCCAGGCUCGGGGGUUUGGAGCGGCCGCAGGGUCCUGGUGGUGGGUGGGGGAUUCUCCUUCUCCUUUUCCUUUUCCUUCCUUUUUAUCGCAUGGAAAAUGGGAAUAAAGAGCUGAUUCCUGCA